This is a messenger RNA of Prorocentrum cordatum, 1683 nucleotides long. The record is from the annotation of a GenBank genome assembly. Lineage: Eukaryota; Dinophyceae; Prorocentrales; Prorocentraceae.
CGUGAUAGAGUUAUGGCUUCUGUGAUGGAGCGUGCGAAGUCGAUCCAGGGAGAGAUCAACCAGCUGAUCGACCCCCACUACGACACCAGCACUGGCGAGGUCAAGUCAGAUAUGACGCAGAUGAAAUCGACGUCCGACAAGCUGUGCGAACUGCUGCUGCAGCACUCGCUGGCAUACUGGAGCACGUCGGAGAACGAGAAGGUUUGGCCCCAUCCGAAAAACAGAUUCGAGAUGGGGCUCGACCCAGUCGACGUCCACGAGCUGCUCGACUUCAUCACUGGUUGCGGGUGGUCGUGGUCCGAGGUAGGCAAGCCCAUCGCGUUCGAGUCCAUUCCUCAGGACAAGCCUGGCCAUCAGGAACAGUUGGGCUUCAUCCAUGCACUGGUCCAGGGAUCGGGCGGCAUGUUGCCGUCGAUGACGCCCGAGCUCGUCAAGCUCCUGAGUGUGACAUCUUCGCACACGGUAGCAUCAGUGAAGAUCGUCGAGGCAGGGUGCAGGACCUUCCUCAAGGACUUGUCCCACAACGGCUUCCUUUCGAAGGAGCAGGUUCUCGCGAAGGACCCAGGGUUCGCUGCUCCGAUGAAGGAUGGUCUCAAGUGGCUUUGCAUCCGAUGGGAAGUGGAAUCGCGCUGUCCAAAUCUUCCUGCAUUUCUGCAGGAGGCUGGCAACCAGCACCACGGAGCCAACCGUACAGUCACCAAGGUCCAGACCAUGUUGCAAGUGCAUUCCAGGAUGAUGUCCAACUUCAAGAAGCUCGGUGAAUACCGCAAGGAGCAGGUGGCGAGGGCCAUCGAGAGGCAGCAUCCGACGAUGGCUGGGCAGAUUGCCGACAUCGCCGAUUACGUGGAGAGGUGGUCUGGCGGCAACACGCCGUACAUGUUGUUUGAGCUGAACGACUUCAGCAAGGUGCUUUCGUUUCGCCGAGACAUCGCGCCCGUCACCUUCAAGGUGCUCGCCCAGUUCCAGGCGAAGACCAUGGCAGAAGUCCCGACGGCCAUCUUGAAGGCAUCUUUGGUUGCGCCAGAGAACUUAUGCACCAACAACGUCGCCAAGAUCGUCUCGAGCGCGGACCUCGCCGUCGUGACGGGCGCCAAGAAGGAGGAGUUCAUCAAGGUUCUGUCCUACUGGCGCGUCAGCAAGCAGUGGCUGGAGACAUUAUCCAAGAAGGAGGGCUGCACCGUGCCGAUCUCCACGUGGAUCAAGCUCCGCGGCUUCUUCGAGGUCAAGUGCAUCAUGCACCUCUUCCAGAAGAAGAGCGGCAAGCGCAAGGCUUACGACAGCCUCGAGCACAUCGCCAAUGAGUUCCUAGAUGAAGUGUUCAACGUCUACCCUGAGGCACGGGGCAACGCGACUCCCUGGGCGUACAAGUCCGAGUUCUCGGCCAAGGGCGAUCGGGCCUGCAAGGCCCAGAAGACCAUGAUCCAGUAUAACCCCGACGGCACCAUCGAUGGAGAGUCGUUGCGGGCAUUAGGCUUCGUGGUGGGAGCGAAUGUCCAGCCGCUCGCGCAGGCCAAGGACUUCGUCAAGAGCCACCUGUACAUCAUCAAGACAUUGGGGGCCGACACCGCUCACGUCGUGGACACGACGCUCCAGGACUCCAAGGUGGACGACGAGGAGGUGGACGCGACGCCCGUGGCCAUCGCGACGCUCGUCGAUCAGUGGAAGGUCAGGGCAUCCUUCUAA